This is a messenger RNA of Pyricularia oryzae 70-15, 495 nucleotides long. RefSeq lists its product as uncharacterized. The transcript has a single exon. Lineage: Eukaryota; Fungi; Ascomycota; Sordariomycetes; Magnaporthales; Pyriculariaceae. The record is from RefSeq and is a predicted model, not a curated record. Bases 1 to 495 code for a protein of 164 amino acids.
AUGCUGGCUCUUCUUUAUUCGGCAUUGCUUGUAAGCAGUGCUGCAGCCGAAGUCGUUCUCCCAUUCGGCACUAGUACUCGACCAACCUUUCUUCAACACUACCGUGGCUUCACAAAGCCCGCAGCCAGAAAAAUGGGAGACCAGAAAGUCAUGGUCGAUUGGAGUCCCCAGGACAUGGCCAAAGAGUAUCAAAAAACUUCACCUGAUUCAACGCACUACAUCUACCUCGCAUACAUCACCUCCGAUAUCACCACGGCAUGGUACUAUAGAACAGCGGGACCCAGAGAAGAGCAACAGAUGGACUCCGAGGGCCGUCAGGGGGAUGGGACCAAUGACGUGUCCUAUACCACCGCAUCUGAGCUGGCAAGUUGGGGCCCGUGGUCUUGGAAGCAUAUUCGAGGGUGGUACAUGGUUGCACCCGGCAAGGCCCAAGAAUGGCAUAGGAACCAGUUCUACGCAGGACCGCGCUUCUCAGACGAGCAUCCUGAGAAGUAG